AUGCUGGUUGAAGGCGGGUUCCGACGCGAGACACCCCGAAACCUCCUCCCCCGUGAGAACAAAGGCAGGUGCCGAGCGAGAGCCUGGUUGGUGCCGGGCGCUCCCCGGCGUCCUCCGGGCCCCGGAGAUUUCUUGCUCUGCCCACUGGAGCCGGGUUCCGUGCACACUGGAACCCCAGCUCCCCACCUGGCCCUGGCUGAAACCACACAGACUGUGCGUUAUGACAUCACCUGUUUUCGCGCUGGAGAACGCGAUCGGUAUUCUCGGCUUCUGCUUUUCUUAAAGGUGAGAAGCAGAGAUCAGUCUUCUGAUGAGCUUUGUAAUUCAGUGACCACCGUCAUCACUCAAGACCUAAAUUACCCGAAAUAUGUCACCAAGGCCUCAGCAGCAAGUAAAAGAAAGCGUUGUUAUUCUCUGCCCGAGAAAGGAGUUACCGCCCAGCCCUUUCAGCUACAGCAGAUUCUGAAGGACGAGUUGUAUGGCACGUCACUACGGACAGAGAAAAGGAUGUCCACAGCCAAGAGGACACCUGAGAGGUCAUAUACUCUGUGGGAUCAUGAUAGAAGUUCAAAACAUCAGCCUGAGAAAGGUACGCUGGGUCCUGCAUGGGAGGUGGUCCUCUGUGCAGCAGAGAGCCGCCUUCCGGGGGCCACCGGGCUUUGUUCAGUCACGGCCCCAGCUGGUCCUGUCAGUGGAGCGGGUCCUGUCUUUGGUUUCAUGAGAACGCUGACGGCGGUGCGGCAGAAGUUUUCCACCCAGCAACAGGGUGACGUCAGCGGCCAGGAGGCCCGCCAAUCAGGAGGCGGCAUGAAUCAGAGCGCGCUGGGGUUCUGCUCAACGGUCUCCUAG
Rangifer tarandus platyrhynchus (Svalbard reindeer) is the source of this 849-nucleotide messenger RNA. Lineage: Eukaryota; Metazoa; Chordata; Mammalia; Artiodactyla; Cervidae. The record is from the annotation of a GenBank genome assembly.